This is a messenger RNA of Anoplopoma fimbria (sablefish), 1551 nucleotides long. RefSeq names its product TNF receptor-associated factor 2-like. Gene Ontology annotation, cellular component: cytoplasmic side of plasma membrane; plasma membrane signaling receptor complex. Gene Ontology annotation, molecular function: zinc ion binding; tumor necrosis factor receptor binding; ubiquitin protein ligase binding. Gene Ontology annotation, biological process: positive regulation of JNK cascade; tumor necrosis factor-mediated signaling pathway; protein K63-linked ubiquitination. The record is from RefSeq and is a predicted model, not a curated record. Lineage: Eukaryota; Metazoa; Chordata; Actinopteri; Perciformes; Anoplopomatidae.
UGAACGCACCCCGCUGAGUACCUCGAUAUUGUUCAAGGGGAAUAAUGGCUGCACAGGAGCAGUCUCCACCAUCUUCCCUGGAAGGCAACAAACCAGGCUUCCCAAAGAAAAUUUUGGCCAACAGCCUCGAGGACAAGCAUUUGUGCAACUCGUGCCAGAAAGUGUUGCGAAGGCCCCUGCAGGCCCAGUGCGGUCACCGCUUCUGUUCGUUCUGUUUCAACAAAACUGUGAGCUCCGGACCACAGGAGUGCGGUGCUUGCAUUAAAGAAGACUUGUUCGAAGAACCCACCUCCAUUCUCAAGCAAGGCGGUGCUUUCCCUGACAAUGCAGCUCGGAGAGAAGUGGAGGCCCUGGCGGCCGUCUGUCCCAACGAAGGAUGCACGUGGACGGGGACCAUCAAAGAAUUUGAGGCCAGCCACGAGGGUCACUGUGACUUCAUGAUCAUCCUGUGUCCGUCCUGCAAAGAACUGAUGAGAGCCAACGAACAGGAGCGCCACAACGAGAGGGAAUGUCCAGAGAGGACGCUCAACUGCAAAUACUGCAAGGAACCCUUCCUGUUAAAGAACAUCAAGGCUCAUGAUGAAAUCUGUCCAAAGUACCCAAUGAUUUGCGAAGGCUGUGCAAAGAAAAAGAUCCCCAGAGAAAAGUAUGUGGACCAUAUUAAGUUCUGCAGUAAAUGUAAAGCACCAUGCAGAUUUCAUGUUGUUGGCUGCGAUACGUCUGUGGAGAAAGAGAAGCUCCAUGACCACGAGCGACAGUGUUCAUACGAACACCUCAACCUGCUCCUGCACUUCAUCAUGGGCAUCAAGCUGCAGCUCCAGAGCGAGAAGGCCAAGGUGGCCGAGCUGAGCCGCCGCUGCCAGGAGCUGGAGCUCAAGGUGGGCACGUUUGAGAACAUUGUGUGCGUCCUCAACCGGGAGAUGGAGCGCUCCUGCACCACCAUGGAGGCCUACAACCGCCAGCACCGGCUGGACCAGGACAAGAUCGAGAUCCUCAACAACAAGGUCCGUCAGCUGGAGAGGACGGUGAGUCUGAGGGACCUGUCCAUCGUGGAGAUGGACGGGAAGAAGGAGAUGUCGGCAGCCACGUACGACGGCAUCUUUGUCUGGAAGAUCUCUGACUUCACCAAGAAGAGGCAGGAUGCCGUGGCGGGCCGCCCCGCCAUGUUCUCUCCUGCCUUUUACACCAGUAAAUACGGCUACAAGAUGUGCCUGAGGAUCUACCUGAACGGCGACGGGACGGGCCGAGGCACCCACCUGUCUCUGUUCUUUGUGGUGAUGAGAGGACACAGCGACGCUCUGCUGAAGUGGCCUUUUAACCAGAAGGUCACCCUGAUGCUGCUCGACCAGAACAACAGGGAGCACAUCAUCGACGCCUUCCGGCCCGACGUCUCCUCCUCGUCCUUCCAGAGGCCCGUCAGCGACAUGAACAUCGCCAGCGGCUGCCCGCUCUUCUGUCCGCUCGCCAAGCUGGACUCAAAGAACUCCUACAUACGCGACGACACCAUCUUCAUCAAGGCCAUUGUAGACCUCACCGGGCUCUAGGUAAAAG